Messenger RNA from Strongyloides ratti, 843 nucleotides. Its product is annotated as Parkin co-regulated protein family-containing protein. Gene Ontology annotation, molecular function: Hsp90 protein binding; Hsp70 protein binding. Lineage: Eukaryota; Metazoa; Nematoda; Chromadorea; Rhabditida; Strongyloididae. The transcript is spliced from 2 exons. The record is from RefSeq and is a predicted model, not a curated record. The coding region runs from base 1 to 843 and encodes 280 amino acids.
AUGGCUAGAAGAAGAAGUAAAAGUAUUAAUUUAUCAUUCAAUUUUGAUGAUAGUGAUAAAAAAGGAAAAUGUUCAAAUUUUAUUAAAAAUAAUAAACUUUCACAAAUUAUUUAUGAAAAGGAGAAACCUUUAAUUAAAUUGGUCCCACCAUUUUCAAUUCAAUCAACACAAAAAAAUACAGAAGUAUUAACAUUACCCUGUAAAUUUACAAAAAAUGUAUUUUAUAAAAAUAAUAAUAUUGAUGAUAUUACAAAAAAUAUGAUUAAUCGUUUUAAAAAAGCUUAUCUAGAUCGUCAAUUACCAUUACAAAUAGUAGAUGGUGUUGGAAAGAAAACAAUUUCAUGGAAUAUUUCUUUAGAAGAUACAAAUAUUUCAACUAUUAAAAACUUAUUUCAAGUUGUAGCAUCAGGUUUACCAUCAACAGAAUCACCAUAUGAAACUAUUGCAUUGGAGGCAUUUGAUUCAUUAUUAUUAUUACCAACCUCUGAACAUUGUCUAUAUCAAGUUUUAACAGACAUUGUUUUAGCAAUUAGAAAAGCUUUAGAUUAUGGUAAUGAUGAGAAAAAAAUAAAAAUUUUAAAUAUCAUUAUUAAAAUGACAAAAAUGAAACAUAUUGGUAUAUGUCUGGUGCCGUACUAUAAACAAUUAUUAGGACCAUUAAGACAACCUUAUUCUAAAAUAUUUUUAUCAAAUGAAAGAAUAAAAAGAAAAAAUGAUUUGAACUACCAUUUGAGUCAUUAUAUUCAUAAAACAUUAGUUGCAUUAGAAGAAAGUGGUGGUAGAAACGCAUUAGUAAACAUUUGUUAUGUUAUACCACAUUACCAAUCCGUUUUUCAGUAUUAA